AGGGAGGGGCGCGGCGCCGCCCCCCGCGGCCGGGUGCCUUCGCGCCCCGGUCGGGCCGGAGGCUCGGGUCUUCUUCUCUCCGUUCUGGAGUUUUUCCACGCGUCGCGAGCGUGUGGCUCCAAGACGGCCUCGGAGGCCCGGAUGGUCCAGAAGCUCCUCCUCCUCCUUCCCCUCCUCCUCAGUCUCUUCCUCCGAUUUCUCCUCCUCUUCCUCCUCCUCCUCCUCCGCCUCCUCCUCCGAGGUACAAGACUGCCCGAGGGUGGCCCAGGACUGCCGCGAACACCAAUCCCCACUGCGACUUCAGACACCAAGGCGUGCUCAUCCAAGCCAAGGGUUCGAUCUUCUGGACACGAUGCUCGCCGUUGCCCGGCUUCUGGUCUGGGCCGCGGCGCUGCGGCUGCAUGUCGGCGUCCUCGGGUACGACAAGGUCCUGCCCCUGCACUCCGUUGGCUCGCCUCCGGACUGACCUCAGGAAGCUCGCGACCGAGUGGUACCUGGGCGGCGCCGUGACCCCCACCGCUGACACGCUAGUCAUCAGCCCCGGCAUCCCCGGCCGCAUAGGCAUGAUGUGGAGCAUGUAUCCGAUCCUCACGGCCGACUUCGAGGUCCAGAUGACCUUCAAGGCCCGCCCGCUUGGGGCAGAGCCCACCGGCUUCGCGUUCUGGUACGUGUACGAGAACGCCACGGCCGCCCAGGCGGAGGUGGUCGAUGGGCAUGCGCAGAACCAGCAGGAGAUUAUAGACACCAGCUGGUUCGAGCACGUCCGAUCGAAAGGCUUCGGGCUCUUUGGCUAUAGGAAUGCGUUCGACGGCCUCGGGGUGUUUUUCGACGCAAGCAAGGACAGCCCUCAGCCUUCCGUGACGGCCCUGGCGAGCAGCGGCGAAGCACUGCCCGUCCUGCCAAAGGAUUGCCCCUCCUGCUUGAAGUUCGAUUGGCGUACGAACAGUGAUAUCGUAGUGAAAGUUCGGGUUCAGCCUUCUGGUGCAAAGGUCGAGGUCGUUGGUGGGGUCUCGACAGAGGUCACGAAGGAGUUCAAGGCCGGGGGCCACAUCGGCUUUACCUUCCAGAGCGGCGACCCGUCCGCGGGCUUCCGCCCCGAGCAGCGGUCCACCUUCGUCGAGCUGAAGAGCCUGCAGGUGACGAACUUCGACGCGGCCGCGAGCGGCGAGGA
Messenger RNA from Prorocentrum cordatum, 1171 nucleotides. Lineage: Eukaryota; Dinophyceae; Prorocentrales; Prorocentraceae. The record is from the annotation of a GenBank genome assembly.